AUAUCGUCUUCCUCCUCCUCCCCAGCAGAGUUUCAGUCUCAGCCACAAGUGUAACUAACUCCCACACCACACCGUAGUAGUGAUGCUUCUUUCCGCAAUCGCAUCUCAAACACUCCUCUCAUCAAACCCUAACCUCCUCUUCCCCAAUCCCCUCCCUAACCCUAGACCUUCCAAUCCCUCUCUCAAACUCCCCAAUGCCUCCUCCUCAUCUUCCAUCUUCACCCUCCCCACGCGCGGUCUCCGCUACGUUCACCACACAGUCUCCGAAGGAGCUUCGGAAUCCGGAGGCUGCGUCGGAGGAGAGACGACGAUAACCUCCGCCUCCGCCAUCGCUUCCGCGAUACGCGGCGCAUCGACGACGCCAGUAGAGUUCACGCAGAUGAUCGAGAAGGAUAAGAUCAUCUUGCCGAGUCCUGAUUUUCAGCGUCUUUGCCUCGAGCAGUUGGAUCUAUUUCGUCGAAUCGUGGAUCCUAACGCUGUCCUCUCCGUAUAUGUAAGACCUGCUGGUAGCUACGUGAUGGAUCGCUUGGAGCUUCGUCGUGUCACGUGUUAUCCAAAUGUUAAUGGUGGUGAUGUUGUGAUUUUAGUUGGGAACUUUGGUAUCCCUGCUGGUUUGCGUGCUGCUGAAGCUUCUCUUUCUAGUCAACAAGUUGAAGUUGUUAACAAGCAUAGAGCUGCUGUCUUUCCGAUGGUGAAACACCCGUUUGUUGUUGGUUUCUUGGUUGCUGAGUUACCAGUUGAAGCAGAAGAGGUUGUGGAGGAGGAGGAUGAGGAGGAGAAAGAGAGAGGUUUGAAGCAGUUUCCUUCACCUGAGGAAGCUUAUGCUUUGCCUGGUUCAGCAAAACCACCGAAAGUUAAAGUUCCUUCUGUUAAGGUUUUCACUGCCGAGCAGAGAUCAUAUGCUAUUAAUAUUUCACGGACCCUUGCUAUGGCGUAUGUCAUGGAUCAGAAAACAAUGUUACUUCAGCAGUCAUCUUGGCAGAACAACGUGAGGAUGAGUAAGCUUGUGGAGCAGAUCCGUGGUCCGCUCUCUACCAUCAGGACCUUAAGUAAAAUGCUCUCAACUCACACAAAGAGAAGUCAGAUUUCACAUGAUAUUGUCGAGGACUUGAUAGUUCAAGGCGAACAAAUAAGAGAUACCCUUCAAGAACUUCAGGAUGCUGUUCAGUUGACAAAGGCUAAUAUAGUCCGCCACAACGAAGAAGCCUUAAAGAAGAUAAACAAAACACAUAAUGAAACAAUGAGAUCAAAUUAUUCCGGUGACUAUGAAUAUAAGGACCCCAUUGAUGGGUCGCAAAUCUCAAGUACACGCCUUUCUUUGGGUUCUGGAUCUGAUGAUUCAGAAAUGCCUAUGCCACCUCUGGCACUGGCACCCCUACAAACGCAUAGCACAAGACCAUGCGACAUUUCUAGUGUCCUUCUAGAUAUGGUCGAGACUGUGAAACCACUUGCCCUUACUCAGCAAAGAGUGGUGGAGCUAGGCGAAAGCUCAGCUUCCCUGCAAGUUGCUGUUGAAGAACCGGCUCUGAGGCAGGCUCUGAGUAACCUCAUCGAAGGUGCACUGUUGCGCACUCAUGUUGGAGGAAAAGUUGAAAUUUUGUCUACCAGAGCUCCUGCUGGCGGUAGCCUGGUAGUAAUUGAUGAUGAUGGUCCUGAUAUGCGCUAUAUGACGCAAAUGCAUUCGCUAACACCAUUUGGAGCAGAACUCUUGUCGGAGAACAUGGUUGAAGACAAUAUGACAUGGAACUUUGUGGCGGGUUUAACCGUAGCUCGAGAGAUCCUGGAGAGUUAUGGAUGCGUGAUCAGGGUUAUAUCACCUCGCAUCCCCGAUGCAGCCAUAGGAGCUGGCGGCACUCGUGUAGAGCUGUGGCUUCCUACCUUCACUGCGGCAGUACCUGAAGCCAAUGAAACAUAG
Messenger RNA from Eruca vesicaria subsp. sativa (arugula), 1915 nucleotides. Lineage: Eukaryota; Viridiplantae; Streptophyta; Magnoliopsida; Brassicales; Brassicaceae. The record is from the annotation of a GenBank genome assembly.